AUGGACGACUCCUUUGCGAGGCCUAUAAAGGAUGUCCUGGCCGAGUUCGGCGUCAACCAAACCGACGGUCUUACAGACUCUCAAGUUAUUGACCUGAGAACAAAACACGGAAAGAAUGCUAUUCCGGAAGAACCACCAACACCUCUCUGGGAGCUCAUUCUCGAGCAGUUUAAAGACCAACUGGUUCUUAUCCUGCUCGGUUCCGCCGCCGUGUCCUUUGUGCUCGCUCUCUUCGAAGAGGAAGGUGGCUGGAGCGCAUUCGUUGAUCCUGCCGUUAUCCUCACUAUCCUCAUCCUAAAUGCUGUCGUCGGUGUUUCUCAAGAAAGCAGUGCCGAGAAGGCCAUUGCUGCGCUCCAAGAAUAUUCUGCAAACGAGGCCAAGGUGAUUCGAAACAAUGGCCAUGCUACCAAGGUCAAGGCGGAAGAGCUGGUGCCUGGUGAUAUCGUCUCUGUUUCCGUUGGCGACAGGAUCCCCGCCGAUUGUAGACUUGUCUCCAUCGACAGCAACAGCUUCUCUGUGGACCAAGCUAUUCUUACAGGUGAGAGCGAGAGUAUCAGCAAGGACCCCAAUGCGGUGGUCAAGGACGACAAGGCCGUGCUGCAAGAUCAGAUCAACAUUCUCUUCUCGGGUACUACUGUAGUCACUGGCCGCGCAAAGGCGGUUGUUGUCCUGACUGGCUCGAACACGGCCAUUGGUGAUAUCCAUGAAAGCAUCACUGCUCAAAUCUCCGAGCCCACGCCUCUCAAGCAGAAGCUCAACGACUUUGGAGACUCCUUGGCCAAGGUUAUUACUGUCAUCUGCAUUCUGGUCUGGUUGAUCAACAUUCCUCACUUUGCUGAUCCCAGCCACGGAAACUGGACAAAGGGUGCCAUCUACUACCUCAAGAUUGCCGUCUCUCUGGGUGUUGCUGCUAUUCCCGAAGGUUUGGCUGUUGUUAUCACUACCUGUCUCGCUCUUGGAACACGCAAGAUGGCCGCAAAGAAUGCCGUUGUGCGCAGCUUGCCCUCUGUCGAAACUCUUGGAAGCUGCAGCGUCAUCUGUUCUGACAAGACCGGUACAUUGACAACCAACCAGAUGAGCGUCAACAAGCUGGUCUUCAUUGCCGAGAACCAUACCGACUUGGAGGAGAUCGAUGUCGAGGGCUCUACUUUCGCUCCCAAGGGUGACAUCAAGCGCAACGGCAAGGUCUUGUCCAACCUCACUGAGAGCUCCAGCACCAUCCGUCAGAUCAAUGAGGUUGCCGCUCUCUGCAACGACGCUCGCCUAGCUUAUGAUGCUCGCAGCGGUAACUUCUCCAAUGUUGGUGAGCCUACCGAAGGUGCUCUACGUGUCCUCGCCGAGAAGAUUGGCCCUUGUGCCCCUGCCAGCGCCAACCCCGAAGAUUGCCUCCACCACGCCAGUGCCGUUUACGAGAAACAGUAUCCUCGCCUUGCCACUUUUGAAUUCUCCCGCGAUCGCAAGAGCAUGUCAGUCCUUGUUCAGGAUGGUCAGAAGCAGAAGCUCCUUGUCAAGGGUGCCCCGGAAUCCAUCAUCGAGCGCUGCACACACACUCUGGUCGGUACUGCUGGAAAGCGAGUUCCCAUGAACAAGCCGCUCUACGAUGUUUUGAUGAAGGAAGUUGUCGAGUAUGGAAACCGCGGUCUUCGUGUUAUUGCUCUUGCCAGUCUGGAUGACGUUGGAUCCAACCCUCUCCUGAAGACUGCCAAGUCUACGGCCCAGUAUGCUGAGAUUGAGCAGAACCUGACUCUACUUGGACUUGUCGGCAUGUUGGACCCCCCUCGUCCCGAGGUUGCUGGUGCCAUCAAGAAGUGCAAGGAUGCCGGAAUUCGUGUCAUUGUUAUCACUGGAGACAACCGCAACACGGCCGAGAGUAUCUGCCGCUCGAUUGGUGUCUUUGGAGCCAACGAGGAUCUCACUGGAAAGAGCUUUACUGGUAGAGAGUUCGAUAACCUCAGCCCGGGACAGCAACUGGAAGCCGCUAAGCAUGCCUCUCUCUUCUCCCGCGUUGAGCCUAGCCACAAGUCCAAGCUGGUUGAUCUGCUCCAAUCCCUCAACGAGGUUGUCGCAAUGACUGGUGACGGUGUCAAUGAUGCCCCGGCUUUGAAGAAGGCUGACAUUGGUGUCGCCAUGGGAUCCGGUACCGAUGUCUCCAAGUUGGCUGCUGAUAUGGUGCUCACCGAUGAUAACUUUGCUACAAUCGAGGUUGCCAUUGAGGAAGGUCGUUCCAUUUACAACAACACCCAACAGUUCAUUCGAUACUUGAUUUCGUCCAACAUUGGCGAAGUCGUCUCCAUCUUCCUUACUGCGGCUCUUGGCAUGCCCGAAGCUCUCAUUCCUGUGCAGCUUCUGUGGGUUAACCUUGUCACUGAUGGUCUUCCUGCUACUGCCUUGUCCUUCAACCCUCCGGACCACGAUAUUAUGAAGCGAUCCCCGAGGAAGCGUGAUGAGGCCCUCAUUGGCGGCUGGUUGUUCUUCAGGUAUCUGGUUAUUGGCACCUAUGUUGGUGUUGCGACUGUCGCUGGUUAUGCCUGGUGGUUCAUGCUUUACUCUGAGGGCCCACAAAUCUCCUUCUCGCACUUGGCCAACUUCCACCGCUGCUCGUCCAACUUUCCCGAGAUUGGUUGCCAAAUGUUUGGCAACGAAAUGGCCAAGUCCGCAUCCACUGUCUCCCUCUCGAUCCUAGUUGUGAUCGAGAUGUUCAACGCCAUGAAUGCCCUGUCUUCGAGCGAGUCUCUCUUGACUUUGCCCCUUUGGAAGAACAUGAUGCUUGUCUAUGCUAUUGCCUUGUCGAUGGCUCUGCACUUUGCCCUGCUCUACACACCUUUCCUGCAGACCUUGUUCUCGAUCCUGCCUUUGAACUGGACCGAGUGGAAGGCUGUUUUGGCAAUCAGCGCACCUGUAAUCUUCAUUGAUGAGGCACUGAAGGCCAUUGAGAGGCAGUUCUUCUUGCAAACCACACCGGCACAGGUGACCAAGGCCAAGAAGGAGGCCUAA
Messenger RNA from Pestalotiopsis fici W106-1, 2994 nucleotides. RefSeq lists its product as uncharacterized. NCBI's taxonomy places the organism in Eukaryota, Fungi, Ascomycota, Sordariomycetes, Amphisphaeriales, Sporocadaceae. The transcript has 4 exons. The record is from RefSeq and is a predicted model, not a curated record. Gene Ontology annotation, cellular component: membrane. Gene Ontology annotation, molecular function: ATP hydrolysis activity; ATP binding; P-type calcium transporter activity. Gene Ontology annotation, biological process: intracellular calcium ion homeostasis; calcium ion transmembrane transport. The coding region runs from base 1 to 2994 and encodes 997 amino acids.